CAGUCAGUUUUCCUAGGUGGGAAACCUCUAUUAGCCAACCUGUUCCCCAAAAUCUUAACCCAAACAUCUCUCAUUCACACUCGCAAAAACUCCAAACAGUCUUUCUCUCUUUCUCUCUCUUUCUGUGUUUUGUAAAUAAAACUAGAGAAAGAGCAAGAAGUUUGGAAUGAAGAAUAUGUGCUGCUGAUCAAGUCCAUGGACAAGAGAGAGGAGCUGAAGACCGAGAAUUCAAUGGCAAAUUCGACAUUUUCCGAUGAUAUUCCGAGCAGUUUGCCUUUAUCGAGCAUCUUUGACAUGCCAUGUAUGGAGAGUGAUCAUCAGCAUCAUCAUCAUCAAAAGGGGUUGUCUUUAGGCUACAUGGACUUGCUGGGCAUCCAAGACUUUGACAGCCCAUCUUUAUUCGAUUUGUUUCCGGCGCCGAUGAUGCCUCAGUCUCAGCCUCCGCAACCUGAUCACCUGCAACAGCAACAAAAGCUUGUUCCCUCGCCGGCCUCCACGGUCCCGGCCGAGUCGUCCGAGGUGGUGAACACUCCGGCGACACCCAACUCGUCGUCGAUUUCUUCUUCCUCCAAUGAAGCCGCGAAUGAGGACCGAACUAAGGCUGGUGGAGAAGAGGAGGAGGACCAAGACCAUGAAAAGACUAAGAAACAGUUGAAACCCAAAAAGAAGAACCAAAAAAGGCAAAGAGAGCCGAGAUUUGCAUUCAUGACAAAGAGUGAGGUUGAUCAUCUCGAUGAUGGGUAUAGAUGGAGGAAGUACGGCCAGAAAGCUGUCAAGAACAGCCCUUAUCCCAGGAGCUACUACCGUUGCACCACUGCCGGAUGCGGCGUAAAGAAGCGCGUGGAGCGCUCCUGCGACGACUCUUCAAUAGUCGUCACGACAUACGAAGGACAGCACUCGCAUCCGUGCCCGGUGACGCCACGUGGAAGCAUUGGAAUAGCGCAGGAAUCCGCAGCCGGCUACGGCGCCAUGGGCUCGCCAUUUGGUGUACAUCCACAAGCACAAGCGCAGUAUCAACAGGCUUAUAUAUACAGCUCACAGCCGCCGCUGACUAAUUUGAAUCCCUCGUUCCAUAGUUUUGUUCGAGAGCGACGACGUUUUGCCACAUCCUCCGAAGCUUUGCUUCGAGACCAUGGGCUUCUGCAGGACAUCGUGCCGUCGCAGAUGCGGAGGGAGCCUAAAGAGGAGUAGAUUUGAUUAAUGGUAAUUAAAUGGUAUGUAAUUCUCUUACUGACUCGAUCAUCUUGGGUUUUGUCUUUUAGAUCAGAAGAAAGAAAACCCACUUCACCAUUUCUUAGAGAAGACCUUUUGGAUUGAUAAUUACCGCUGUAAAAUGAUCUAGCUAGGCUUUAGCCAUUGGAGGGACUCGUUUCUUUUUUUCUUUUUUUCUUUUUUUGUGUUAUUCUUUGUACUAAUAAAUUAUUCAAUUAUGGAGAUAUGGGGUUUGUAUCUUUUUUUCCCCUCUUUAAAGUCGUAUUCUUCUUCUUCUUCUUUCUCGUCUUGGGUACAUGUGCAUUGAUGUUAUCAAGGGGUAUAUUGGUCAGAGUAUAUACUUUAGGGUUAGGGUUUUCUCACUGAGCUAGCAGAGUUCAUCUUCUGUCUCAAAUCCUUAUAAGGAGGACUUUAUACUCGUAAAAGAGAAUAAUGAAAGCUGGGAACUUGAUCCUACUUUUUCUUUUAGUGGGGAAACCCUAAAGACUGGAUUGUUGUGAAAAG
Corylus avellana is the source of this 1716-nucleotide messenger RNA. RefSeq names its product WRKY DNA-binding protein 48 (gene WRKY48). The record is from RefSeq and is a predicted model, not a curated record. Lineage: Eukaryota; Viridiplantae; Streptophyta; Magnoliopsida; Fagales; Betulaceae. Gene Ontology annotation, biological process: regulation of DNA-templated transcription. Gene Ontology annotation, molecular function: sequence-specific DNA binding; DNA-binding transcription factor activity.